AUGGCGCCCCCAGGUCGAGGCAAAUCUGAGAUACCCGUUCAACGUGCUGUGAAAAUAGAUAUGGCCCCUGCCACCAUGUCGAAUCGGCCAAUCUUCGUUGCUACGCACCCACGUGCGUGCUCAACCGCCUUCGAAAGGGUGUUCCUGACUAGGCGUGACAUCCUGCAAUGCGCCCAUGAGCCUUUUGGUGAUGCCUUCUACUACGGGCCGGAACGGCUCUCGCAGCGCUUCGAGAAGGAUGAGGCUGCGAGAAAGGAGAGUGGUUUCUCAAAUUCGACCUAUCAGACGAUCGUGGACCGACUCGAGAACGAUGCCGCUGAGGGCAAGCGAGUGUUCAUCAAGGACAUGGCUUACUAUUGGUUUCCCCCAGACGGCAAGCCCGCCUCAUUAGCCCCGUCUCUCACGAAGGGCUUGAGCAAUGGACACACCAACGGCAAUGGCCACACAAAUGGGGUGUCUGAGAAUGACAACCCAACCGUGGUGCCGAAGGAGUUGCUGCAGAAGUUCCACUUCACAUUCCUCAUUCGGCAUCCCAGGAGAGCCAUUCCCUCAUACUUCAGAUGUACGGUUCCACCCCUGGAUGAUCUGACUGGAUUUCAUCACUUCAUGCCAAACGAGGCCGGAUACGAGGAGCUUGUCCGGCUCUUCGACUAUCUGCGCAAGGAGAAGAUUGUAGGUCCCGCUCUCGCGGAUGAUGUGAAUGCGGAUAAGGAGAACCAGACUCCUAUCACGCUCAUCGAUGCCGAUGAUCUGCUCGACAACCCAGAGGGCAUCAUCAAGGCCUUCUGCGAGCAAGUCGGCAUUGAGUUCUCGUCUGAUAUGUUGUCGUGGGACGAUAAAGAGAACCAGGAGUAUGUCUCAAAGGCUUUUGAGAAGUGGAGAGGAUUCCAUAACGACGCAAUUGAGAGCACCGAAUUAAAACCAAGGGCACCGGGUCACAAGAAAACACCUUCAGCCGAGGAUGAAGACGCGGAAUGGAGAAAGAAGUUCGGUGAGAAGGCGGCCAAGGUCAUUCGCGAAACCGUGGAUGCCAAUACCGCCCAUUACGAGUAUCUUAAGCAAUUUGUCAUGAAAGCUAAAUAA
Molecule: messenger RNA, 1083 nt
Organism: Phaeoacremonium minimum UCRPA7
Lineage: Eukaryota; Fungi; Ascomycota; Sordariomycetes; Togniniales; Togniniaceae
Exons: 5
Coding region: 1-1083 (360 amino acids)
Source: RefSeq, a predicted model, not a curated record